UCUCCAUAUUUUCCCUCCUAGUGAACCUCUGGCUUCUUCGAUCUACCAAACAAGGCGACCAAAGAAUUCUAUUCAUCAAAAUGGCAAUGAAAAUCUUGUUCCUUUCGAAGACACAGAUGGGCUCUCUGCCUUUAGGAGCACAAUUUCUCACAACUCCUCUCUCAUAGCCUCUUCAAAACCCACACAAGCCAGAAACCGCUCCACACCUGAAUCGCCUCACUUGCCAAACUCAUCCAAACUUCCUCUCCCAACUUUCGCCGAUAGAUUCCCGCCCCUCCACCCCCUUGCUUUGAAGGACAAGGUUGUCCCCUCGUCACUUCCACCCCUAUCCGCACACCCAGCAAAACAGGAGCCACUAACUGUUUCAACCACACUACAACCUUCCUCAACCCCUACUUCCCCAACCUCUCCAGCUCAACCAUCUCUAUCGGGACGAGAAAUAGGAACUAAUUUGCUCACACCGCGUCAUCGACCCACUCCUCUUUCUAAACCCAUACUUUUCGCGAGAGGAUGUUCAACAGUCCCGGGAUCAACACAGUCUGAGAAGGAUCCAGAUUUAGGCAACCCAAACAAGAAUAGCAUACAUAAUAGACCUCGAUCCAGAAGAGCGUAUAGCGAGAAGGAACCAAGCUCUGUGAAGAGGGCGCGACAGAAGCCAUCUUGGCCAACACAACCAAACUCGUCCCUCAAACAACUUCGGUCAAUUUUCAAGAAACGGAUAUCCACCACCCAGCCAAACUCACCAACGCGCCUGGAGAUGGAGGAACAAUCAAACUGCGAACCCACCGAGGAAUUAAUUGGGACAAGGUGUCCGGGAAGUCACGGCCUCAAACCAAGGUGCAGAACAAAGUCAAAUGCCAACUCCAGAAACUCGAAGGGAAACUCUCUCCAUAUCUCCCUUAUCGGUUACCCUGCAAGACUGUCCAAGCUCAGUCACUAUCAUCUCGCCCGUAAGAGAGGUCUUAGUCAUAAAAAUCUUUCUAACUAGCAUAGAAUUGCUAAGCCCAGAGUCUCGAGACCACUCACUGGUACUAAGACCAGGGUUCAACCGGGAGCUAAGCUUUCCAGACAAUAUAUACGAUGGCAACUCCAGUCACCGUACCAGAGCUCUGAGUCCUCCAGAGCCCAUGAUGCAGAACCCCUUCCCAGAUUCCAUGAAGAUUCUCCUAUGGAAUGUUAGAGGAACAGGCCACCCGGGGUUCAGAAAUCAUUUUCUCCAGUUGGUGCAAAAGCACCAUCCGGGCAUAGCAAUUUUGGUGGAAAUGAAACUCCAUGGUGAGAGAACCAGAGAAAUUUGCAGCAACCUGCCUUUUGACAACUUCACUGUAGUAGAUGCAAUCGGCUUUCGUGGUGGCAUGUGGAUACUUUGGAACAAAGCUGACAUCAUUUUGAACCCCAUCUCAAACCUCUCUCAAGUGAUCCAUGCCUUUAUUCAGAUGCCUGCUUUCGCAGCUCCAACAUGUUAAACUCAGGCAUGUUUACCGUGAGGCUAAUAGAUGUGCAGAUGUCUUAGCAAAAUUGGGUAGCAAGCUGGAUCAGAACUUUGUGAUUUUUGAAUCAUGUCCUCAAAAACUCCUUUUUGCUUUUGAUGAGGACACCAGGGGCAUCUGUUAUCCCCGUAGCAUUAGGACUUUGCUGUAAUAGCUAGGGGAACUUUUGAUUGCUUUCUAUAUAUUACGCCGUUUUCACCACAAAAAAAAAUCCCAACCAAUUACUUUAGAUUUUAUAUACUAUAAAGUUAGCAGAACACCAUUUUAUACACGAUGUAACUAUGGAAAUGGUUUGUAUUUCUGGAAGUUGUUGUAGGAAUCUAAUGAAUCUA
Molecule: messenger RNA, 1822 nt
Organism: Coffea eugenioides
Lineage: Eukaryota; Viridiplantae; Streptophyta; Magnoliopsida; Gentianales; Rubiaceae
Exons: 2
Coding region: 855-1466 (203 amino acids)
Source: RefSeq, a predicted model, not a curated record